UGGGGACUGCUUUACCUGUCCAGCAUCUCAGACAUGCAUGAGGAAAACAUAUACAACUCUCUGCAGUGGGAUGAUCCACCACCAAACCCUAACCAGACAUGUCUGUCUUCUGCCAAAUGUUCAGGAACAUGGUGUCUUGCGAUGGGGAUUUCAUGUAUUUUCUGCAUGGGAUUUUUAACAACUGCCAUUUUCUUGGGCAUCAUGUUGUUUCAGGUGUCCACUAUUGCAAUGAAGCAGCAAGAAAAACUCAUGCAACAGGAGACAGCACUGCUAAACUUUACACAGUUGGAGAGAAACCCUUACCUUCAGAUGACACGUUGCCAGACCUUGAUGCAAAACUCUUACACUUCAGCCUGUAACUGCAGCCCAUGUGCAGUCAACUGGAUUCAUAAUGGAGAAAGUUGUUACCAUGUAUUUGAAAGUUGGCAACUUUGGAACACCAGUGAAAAGAAGUGUUCAGAGAAGGGAUCCACACUUCUACAAAUCAACAGCAAAGAAGAAAUGGAUUUUAUCACUGGCAACUUGAGGAAGAUCAAAGGAGGCAAUGAUUACUGGGUAGGUCUGUCUCAGGACGGACCCAGCAGACCCUGGCUCUGGCAAAAUGGCUCGUCUCCUUCUCCUGACUUGUUGCCAGUACAGAAAUUCCAACCAACUAAUCAGGCUUGUGGAUACCUCAGAGAUAAUUCCCUUUUUACAGCUAACUGCAGCACUUGGAAGUUCUUUAUCUGUGAAACAUAUGCCUUAAGACCUUCUACUUGAAAGAAAUGGUGCUCAAAGUGAUCUAUUACUAUUUUUGAAACAGAACAUGGAAACACUCAUCACAAAAAGCCUAACAGCAAGUACAGAAGUAAAUCAAUGUGUGGAAAAUGAAAUAGUUCCUUGGAACUCAAAUUUGUUUUUGAGUUUAUACACUUUUAUAUUCAAUACUUUCAAAUUUCAUUUGCCGUGGUUCUAAUUGCCAAGAAUAAAUUUGAUUUAGAACUACCAAGGACAAAACCCUAAAGAGAACAAACUGAAGGAAAUCACUUCUAUUUUUUUUUUUUAGUACAGAGUAAUUGUAAAUUCCACCCAGAAAUCUAUACGUCAACGUGACAGGUGGUGCAGUUCUAGCUGAUGGAUAUUUCAUUCAAUAAAUUAAUUAAUUAACAAAUUGGGCCUUUUAAACCUGCUGUCUGCCAGAUCUUUUCUAUAUAUUGUCUAGGCUUUCAGACGUUAUAAAACUGAUAGGAUGGGAGGACAGAGAUAUGGAUCCGAGUUGGAAGGAGGGAGGCUUCCUUCAGCAUACUGUCAGAUAACACUCUUUUUAUGACUUCAGAAUUCUAGGAGAGAAUUAAACUAUUAUAAUGCCACAUAAAUGGAAGAAAUAGUGGAGAUGCCAGUGUCAGUAUGUCCCCCAGGGAAGGACAACCAUAAGCUUCCUCUCACUGACCAUCCUUACAACUCUAAUUGAACCAGGGGUCCUCAAACUGCAGCCCGUGGGUCACAUGAGGCGGUGUGAUUGUAUUUGUUCCCGUUUUGUUUUUUUACUUCAAAAUAAUAUAUGUGCAGUGUGCAUAGGAAUUUUUUCAUAGUUUUUUUUUUUUAAACUAUAGUCCGUCCCUCCAACGGUCUGAGGGACAGUGAAUUGGCCCCCUGUUUAAAAAGUUUGAGGACGCCUGGCUCUCGAGGUUAACACUCCAGCACUUUUAACUGCACCAUUCUCUCAGUGCUUCAGUUUCCUCAUUGUAAAAUAUUAAAAGGACUUACUUCAAAAUGUUGUUUGAGGAUUAAAUUAUAGAUAUAUGUAAAUACUGAGGGUGUUGUCUUGCACAGAGAUGAACGGUCUAUCCUUGCUUGCUACUGUCACCCACAGUACAUCACCAGUCAUCUCAAGGCAUUCUUACUUGUGAAUUCCAGUUAAUAAUGAUCCCUUUUCCUGCUCAUGUUGCAGAGAUAUUGAGAAGAUAAAGUUUAUAUGUAAAACAUCAACUCUCUGGUGAGAGUAUCUGUGUUAAAGUUAGUGAAUCCUACUCAAGUAAAUCUAUAGAUAAUUUCUGCUGUAAAUUUGAGUGUUCUUUUAAGCAUGGAAUAUUUUGUUCCCAAGAAACAGUUAAUAUGAAAGUUCCUGUGAUCUACAGGUAGAAAAGAUCCCCUAAUUAUUAUUGUAUUACUUUUUAUAACAUUAAUUACCCCUAGAACACC
Nycticebus coucang (slow loris) is the source of this 2181-nucleotide messenger RNA. It is a transcript of the gene CLEC9A, whose product is annotated as C-type lectin domain containing 9A. The coding region runs from base 34 to 759 and encodes 241 amino acids. The transcript is spliced from 6 exons. Gene Ontology annotation, biological process: receptor-mediated endocytosis. The record is from RefSeq and is a predicted model, not a curated record. Gene Ontology annotation, cellular component: cell surface; membrane. Lineage: Eukaryota; Metazoa; Chordata; Mammalia; Primates; Lorisidae.